GCUAAGGAAGGGAGAUAGAGGUCCAUAUACAAAGAAGAGCUCAGUUGCUCAGAAUGUGUUGUACUUUCCUACCAGGGAGAUAUACUGUCCUCCUGGUGUAGGGGUCAUAUUGGUGUCACUGUGGAGAAGUAAAACACAUAAGUCACAAGAUGGCAGCAUAAUCUCACUAGUCAGGGUCACAGAAUUUGAGGGCUCAGGUCAUUCAUUCCCCUGCUCAGCCUCCUUUUUUGAAGAAUCUGGAAGUCCAGUGCCUAGCUGUUUCUUCUCAGGGUCUAAAUUAUCAUCUAUGUAGGUGGAAAUCUUGUUAUGUAACUUUUUAAACCAACAGAUUGAAUUUAAAUUCAGCUGCACUUUGAUAGUGUUGAAGUAAACUGUCCACCUGGCAUUCAGUACUGAACAAAAAAUUAUAUCAGCAUGUUGUCUAUCUAAUGAAUACAAAAAACAGCAUUUAUGGAAAAUAACUUUGGCUGCAAAUAACUUAUGGCAUAACUUGGCUGGCUCUGCAACCAAAAGUUACGUUUCUUAGUCUUUUUCUUUCUUCCUGCUCUCGAGGGCAGUGCAUUCUGAACCCUGCCCCAAAUACACACUUUUUAGUGAACGUUAUAUAUAUUUUUGGCAGCAAUGAGUGAAGAGUUGAUUUUAUGUAUUCUUCUGUUUAUUGUAUAUAUACUAUGGUAUAUAUAUGUAUAUAUAUAUAUAUGGUAUUGAAUUUUCAUCUGUCUUACUGUCUGCCUUUGUCUCUCUCUUUCAAAGAAGAUAUCUGCCCAUUCUUACUGUUCUUCAUGAGUUCUACCUUUUGAAUGUGCAGUACUUGAUCUGGAAAACAUGAUCUGUACUAGGGAGGGAUGAUUCAUCACAUCAAUCACUAUAUUAUAUAAUGCAGAAUGAUAACCUCCACUGAGAACAUUUCUAGCAGCAGUGUUCCCGCAUGUGAAUUUAAAUGUUCUCCUGAGGUUUCUCUGUAAAAUUAAAUGAGGUACUUGUAAUUACUUGGAACACAAACAAACCAUGGGAGCAAGGCAGGAAUCUGUACCUUUUCAAAUUAAUUUCAUUUUUUUUAUGGUGCUGCAAAAUUAAACCAUAGGGUGGGCACACUUUCCAGGUGCAUUUUUAUGGAAGACAGAAUUAUAGUUCUAUCAUUAGUUUGUAUCUAUCAAAUGAAUGUGAAAUUUUGGCAUGUGUGCAAACUGUGCUAAUAGACAUUUACCUUCUGAACUUACUGGUGCAUUUUCUGAUGACAUUUUUGCAAACUUUUGAAUACAUGCUGAAAUCCAGAAUGGCUUUGUUUUGUGUAUUUGUUCAGCUGAAGGUUGUUCUAUCUGAGUUUACUCUUACCAGUCAAUAUACGGUUGCAUCUGAGCAUCCCUAAAUCUAAAUUUAAUUAAGAAAGAAAAGUAAGGAAAGUCUACACUGCCCUUUCCAUUAACGUGUAGUUUCUGGGCUAAGCAGUUGGCCACAUGGUGUCACUGUGUCCUAAGGCAGCAAAACCCCUCGGAAUAAAGCCUUUAGCAAUUUCAAAGUAUCUCAACUAUGUCAUGUUAUCUAAAGGAGAUGCUUCAUAAAAUCGACACAAUCUCAGAAGCUUUUCUAUAGACAUACUUCAGGAAAAUAUUUUAUACUAAGUGUCUGUUUCCUGGCUCCUUCUGUUUUCCUGGAAGGUAUCAGAAAUGUUUUUGCCCAGAGGCUUUUGUUCUCUGUAAGUCUGCAUUUUGGAGCACGUCUAUAUGGAAGACUUUUUUGUAAAUUGAUGCAAGUGUGAGAUUUAAAAAUUCGUUGGUGCUGGACUCAUCCUGCAUUUUAGUCAUAGAUCUCUGCUCCUUCUGUCUAUGUAUAUGUGAAUGCAGAACAUCCUUUGGCUCUUCUGCCCAGGGGAAACUUGGCCUUAUGGUACUCAGAGCAAUAGAAACUGUAGAUCCUGAGGCCCACAGAAUGCUAGUUAGUGCACACUAGUCCUGACAAAUGCUUUGCACAGCACACCUACUCAAGAGAUCUGUGCCAAAAGCUGAUACAUUGCAUGCUUAGGAAGUUUCAUAACGUACAGCUAUAGCAACAACUGAGUGAAAUGCUUACUGUACAGAUACAGUAUGAGCUUUAGCUGAGAAGAUGAUGUGAUACAUGGCUCAAGGUGUAUUGAAAGACCACAAAAUCUUGUGUAGCACAACUAUUGGUGCGUACUGCUUCUUCUGUAAAAUGGUGAGGAAGCCUAGAACAGUAGGCCUUACACUAACAGCCUCACAGUUUGUGUAGCCAAGGUUAAGACUCCAUGGAGAGGAGAGAAAACCGACUCUGGAAGUGACUCACCACUUAAGUAGAAUGCAGGGGGCUUUUAUAUUGCUGGAACAUUAGGUAGACACUGCUUUUCCAAAGUCAGUUGUUGUGUCUUCCAUGAAACUUACUCUCUGCGUAGCUGCUGAGAAUUGUGUAUGUAUCUCAGUGAUAGUUUCAGUACCAACUUUGUACUAGGGUCCUGGAGUUCAGCUGUAGCCUGUUUUGAGGCUCGUUUAUCUGUCAUUAUCUUAUCUUCAAUUUAAAUACACAGUCAAACCUACUUAAAGUCAUUAGGUCUGUGCAGUGUGGUUCUAUGAGUAAUUGUGGUGCCUCAGUAUGAGUUAUAAUGCAUUGGUAUGAAUUGAGGAAAUGGCUAUAGAGAAGAUUCAUAAAUUUUUAAUGUAAUAAAAGACAUGUCUAACAAAAAUGCCAUUUAAUUGAAAGCUUACAUUUGUCUUAGUGGAAUCCUGUGAAGGGAAAUAGUAUGCUAUUUGUGUAUUAUUGGAAAUAACUGUGUUAACCGAUAUUUGAAUGGGACAUGAGACUAAAUGCUAAAAAAAUCUGGGUGGUCAGAUCUCACAGGCUAGAGCUGAGCAGAGAGAAGUUGUAUUUCCUCUUCUUACUUGCACUGUAACAACAGCUUAGUAGUAUGCAGUGUUCUGGCUUGUAAUUCCUCUCCUUCUCCCCCUCCACUGCUUUUGUAAUUAUGUGAACAAUAGAAAUUGAACAACUAGAAAUAAUUCCUCCAUGGCCUCUGUGCUGGUGGUAGUCCUUAGGAUAAGAGCUUCUGCUUGAUAUGGUUCAUCCUGUGGAAGAAAAGCCUGAAGCACGGAGUAGCAUGGAAUGGUAAUGCAGAGAGGCAGGAGGUGUACAGGCCAUCUUGGGAGUAAAUCUGGCACACUGUCAAAACAAUUUGUCCUUGUUCUAUGAAUCUUGGAAACUGCUGACCUCAUUAUUGAGACACAAAAGGACUCUUGAUAGUGUGUGAGGGAGUCCUAUCUUAACUACUGUAAUUAUCCUAAUGGCGCUGCUGCCAUACUGGUACAUCAACUGUAAACAGGAAAAGCUGAAACCCGGUGACACAGAUGAAAUGCAAGUGAAGGGCUAGUGUUUGUGUAGUAGGGAUAUGAAUAAAGAAAUAGACACUGGCUCAGGAGCUCCUUUCACAAUGUUUGCUGAGGGAAGAAAGGUGUGAGGAAGGGGAAGGGAAUGUGUAUCCUACCUUCAUGGUAUUAUGAACCCAACUCUCUGGAAGCAAGGCUUCUUCUGAGAUAGCUUUUGUGUCUUGUCACGUGCCAUGUAUUUCUUGGGCAGCUCUGUUACUCCAUAUUUGUUGAAGAGUUACAUUCUGUAUGAGGGCAUUCAGAUUCUGAUGUUGUUAGACUAAGAGGUAGACUCCUUGAAAUAAUGGGAACAGCUUGUCUCUUUGUGUGAGCCUUUUUUAUAAAGCACAUAGGCUUUCACUGCCUGUGGAUAUCAGUCAACAUUACACUCCUAAUAUAUGCCGAGAUGUAAAGGAAGGCUUCAUGCAUGGAAGAAAGACCGAUUUUUCAGAGCUGUGGCCAGAUAUCAUUAUUUAAUAUGACCUAUACCAUGUAUACAUUUCUCUCUGUACCUCCUGACUUCCUACUGUCUGAUUGAGCUAUACAUAAAAGCCAGUCAUCCACGCUUGGUUUAAAAUUAGAGAUCAUGUGGGAGGGAAAUGUGGUGCGGAGGCUGAGGUGAGCAGGGGGUCACAGUAUGAAAGGAAAGUGUAGGAGGGAAAAUACAUAGUUUAGCUAUAAGACAGAUUUGAAGGAUCAGAAAUAGAAUUUAUUGUCACUUUUGAUACUGCGGUACUGAGAAAUGUCAAAAGACAAAUGAGCCCCAUUUUGUUAAAAGCAACAAAACUCCCAGAUGAGCUGUUGCUCAAAAAAAAACCCCUACAAUCUGAACAGAUUACAUGAACACCAACGCAAACACCAACACACAUGAGAAAGCAGAAGAGAAAGGACAGGAGUUAAACAGCAAUUAAGCCUACAAAUAAAACACCUGGGUUGGGUUUUUGGUGGUGAACACAGAAGAGAGGCUGAAGUAAUGAUUUGAAUAUAUUUCUUUGUUGUGCUCUGCUUCAUCAAACACUUCAGCACCUGAACUGGCAAGUGACUUGUAACUGAGAGUUACCCUGUUCAUACCAGUUAGAGUGUUCCAGAGAAGAACAUGUGCAAAUAUCUAAGAAGGUCAAAGCUUUUGACUUUUCGAAUUAAUGAGGUAACAACUAAAUGGACAGUAGAGAAGCUGGUACUGUAUAACCUGAGAAACCACUGAUGAACUUCCGGUAGCAGUGGAUCAGGAAGAUAUCUCUGAAUCUUUUCAGUACUUCUUGUUCCAGCUGCAGGUGACUUUGAGCUUUCUGUAUUUUGCUAUAGGUUGUUUUUUGACUCACGGAGUUCCUCUGCUCCCCUGAAUAGUUUGGAGUGGUGAGGGACUGUUGUAAGUGAUGGGAAUUGUACUCAUGCUCGGCAUCAUGCAGGUAGCAGUAAAAAUGCAGAGAUGCUCUGUCAUCAGUAUGGUUCAUGUUAAAUACUGUCUUGACACAGACUGGCCACAUAAUGGUGAUGAUUACAUGUGUGAGGAGGAAGGAAGUGAAUCCUAGAAUGAUCACAGCCAGAACUAAAAUUAAGAAAUCAAAUGCAUGUUCCUGUCUCUAGAAACUGAAGUGUGAUGGCAUGGGUUCCUCGAUGCAGUUCUUCAUCCAAAAUGUUAGGUGUAAAAGUAAUAGUUAAUAGACAGCUAUAAAAUUCUGCUCAUAUUUAGAAAAGCAUCAAAUAGCUUUACAGCUUUGUUUCUUGGUUUUGCAAUGGAUACUGUAAUGUGUUCUAUUUAGGUUAUUAAUAUAGACUUUAUAAUAUAGGAGCAUAUUGAAUGAAAAUUAAACUGCCUUGGUCACUACUUCUUACAGACUUUGCCUGGUGCCUGAGUGAAACUACUAAUUAAGUUUGUGACUCCCAGGUUAUUCCCCACAGACUUGAAGGUUGUUUGGCUGAGGACAAGUGAACAACAUUUAGCUGCAUCUGUAAUAAUGUAAUGCAAGCGUUAAUUUAAUUUGAUUCAGAGCCACAUAAGUCUGGACAAUGUUCUAUUUGGUACUCUGCAGACCAUCUGUAAAAUGAUGUCUCCUGUGAUACAGAAGCUUAGUAGGAAUACACUGAGUUUCUCAGAACCAGUAUGCACUCUCUGCAUUCAUAAACUGAAGGUGUCUGAAAAGGGUGUUUUCAAAUGUUAACUUUGGAUUCUUCAUAUUCUGUAAUGGUAAUUUCUUUUUGCAAUUCUAGUUCAUGUUUCUUCCAUGUUGCUCCAGUUUCCCAGACAUCAGGUGAACAGAUCAUUGCUACUUUCAAUUAACUGUACGGAUUGCUUGUUAACUUGCCUAGGAUGUGUGGAAAAUUUAUGACAGAGUCAAAGAGUAUUUGAAUGGAGAAAAAGGAAGCAUUACCAUUUAAAUUCUCACUUCCUAUCUCCUCUUUUUCCUGUAAGCAGAGCACAAAGCUGUUGCACAAUCCAUUCAGUGCUCCACAUAUCUAUCCAAGCUGUUUGUUUAUCAAGUCUGAGGAGGAGGAAGAAAUAGUAUUUGCUAACAACAGCCAGGUGCUUCCCAUUCACAGUUUUAGCACGCGUGAGGAAGUGAUGUUUGAUUAAUAGACCAGAUCGUAAGUUUUCUGAUGCAACACUUACUCUUUUGAAAAUGUUGAUUGGGUUUUGCAUUGCUUGGUUGUCUGGUUCUCCAGCUUCACGGGAACCUGCUUGGAAAGUUGUCAUGCUUUCGUAAAUCUUGUGAACCCACCUGUCCUGUUCCACUGGCUACCCACCAUUCUGUGAUGCCAUGACACUGCUAGCUUCACCUGAUUACCAGGAGCUACCCUCUAGGCUGGUCAGCAAUUGUAUGAGCUGCCCAUUUGAAGUCCUUCAGCUGUUGGCCAAUUCCUUUGCUUUCAGCUAGUUAGAUCCCAUAGCAUCAAAAAUUGUAGCCUACCCAAGUGACUGCUUGGCCAUCCAUAUGGUAGUGAAACAGCUAUGUAGGCAAAAUUCUGGCGUGAGGAAUGAAGCAUCAGCCCAGGAAUAUUUCAGAAUCUUUUAUUUAUUUUAUUUAUUCUUAAUUUUUAUAUGUGUUAGUGAAAUCUACUUGGGGAGGGUGAAGAGAGGUGUGCCAAGAAGAUUUCCUUUGAGAUGAGUGUUCCAGUUCCCGGUACUGGUGCAGGGCUGUGAGCUGAAUUAUCUGGCAUCUUUUCCACCCCUCAUAUUCAUUUUUUCUGUGAAUCUUCAUGCUUUAGGCAGAUCUCAUGGACUGUGCUAGUUGUCCAUGAUCUCCAGGUAAGUUUUUAUGUGCCAGCUAAUCUGAGUUAUUGUCUACAUGUCACUAGAGAGAGAGGCCAGAUUAUUCCUCAGAAAAAAAACGUAAUUCUAUUGCUUCAGCUCCUGAAGUGAGCUUAGCAUUUGGCCCAAGGAGUGCUACUGUCCUUAUACUGUCCUUAAUCUUGUUAGUUCUGGAGUACUGUUUGGAGGGUAGUUACUGCCAGGAGUGAACUGAACCCGUCAUGUUUUGCAUGUUAUCUGAAAUCAGUUCUUGUAGAACCUUGUAUGGUUCUUCCCUGUAUGCUUCUUCUGGCUCUUCUGAGCCAAUAUCUAAGGGCUGUACUUGAGUAAAGGUAGAUCCUUGAAAAAAAAAUUGCUUACAGGGCUUUAUGGGGAUUUGACACAGCAGAAGGGUUAGAGAGGAUAUAGCGCUCUGUGUGUCAUAAUAUGACAGUAAACUUUGUUUUUUAAUUACUCUUGGUCUGUAUAAUAACAUUGAGUAGCAAACAUUGCCUUAGUAGAUCUUGCCCCAAAGAAUUUGUAGUCACUUGAACCGAAAAACAAUAGGAUACAACAAAUGGUAAUUUCACGAUUCUGAAAAGAUGAUUAUUCAAAAAAUACAAGGGGUUAGUGGCAGCUAAGAAAGAUACUCUUCCUUUGAUAAUUUGAAAUGAAAUGCCUUAAACAUAAGUCAAUUCUUCCUGCCAGCCAAGUGGUGAAGUGUAAUGCUUACCUAACUCUUCAAAGGUCUUUACUGAAGCAAUUUUGUACUGACAUCAGUGUCAGACUAUUUGAAUAAGAUCUGAAGAUAAAGGUCUCAGAAACUGGCUUGAGUGGAAUUACACUGAGGUAUCUUACUCAAUUAUUUCAAUUAGAUGCUCUGCAAUCACUUGGUUUAGAACAAAAGAACAAUUUCUGAAUCACAGAAUCACAGAAUCACAGAAUUGUAGGGGUUGGAAGGGACCUCCAGAGAUCAUCGAGUCCAGCCCCCCUGCCAAAGCAGGUUCCCUACACCAGGUAGCACAGGUAGGCAUCCAGGCAGGUCUUGAACAUCUCCAGAGAAGGAGACUCCACCACCUCCCUGGGCAGCCUGUCCUGAACUUAAACACAGUGGAUUUCAGUGUGUGGUUUUACAUUGACGCAUCGUGGAAAGACAGCACUCCAGACCUCAGAUAGCCCCAGAUAAAUAAUAAGCAAUUUCCUCCCAUCUUGAAGCUACAGAGAUCACCAUCUCACCAUAUUUACACCGACACCUGCAAAAUAUCUAAGGAAAUUAUUAGCUUUCUUACCCUGGUCAGGAUAAAGACAUAGGUAAAGAGCCAGAGAUAUUGAUUUUACUGUAUGAUAUCUUAAAGAUUGCAGUGGUUCAUGAGAUAGGUAAGAGAAUAUGACACCUUUUACUUUUCUGAAAAGGGUUUGGAUCUUGAUAGCCAAAAAGACUAUUAACUUAGUAAUGCUGCUAUCACCUGACAGCUGCUCAGGGAGAGAUAACGUAGUGUUUUGUUUUAAUUAACAUUAGGUGUGAUGUAAAUGGAUGUUUGCAGUAUAUUCAGAGGUGUGAAAUAAUUUCAAAUUAGGUGUGGAUUUUGCUCAACCAGAACUGUGUGUGGAGGGAGCAGUGAAACUUAGAAGGCUUUUAUUUCAAAAUGAAAUACUUCAGUCUUGAAAGGUCUGACAGUCUGACAUUUCUGAAGCUUUUUUAUAUGCUCUAAUUUCACAUGGCAUUGUUUAAUUGAAAAAUGGAGAUAUAGUUUAAUGCAAUUUUUUUUGUGCAAAUUAUUUAUUAUAAUUUUGUAGACGAGAUAGAGAAAAUACUUUGACAAAAAUUUAUUUGAAUUUGAACAUAGACUAUUACUUACUCAAAUUACUGUAAUUUUCCUAACCCAGCCUCUGAGCUGAGCAAGGCAGGAACUGAUUUAUGAGGCAUGGAGAAAGUGGCUGCCAUCUCACAUUGCUACUGUUGUGUGCAACAAGAAGUCUCUGCAAAGUUACCCCAUCUUCCACCUCCAUCUUGUCAGCAAUGUGGCAGUGUCUAGCUCUAAGAAGAUCCACACUUCUCUCUACUUAGCAGAUUUCAUGAGAUGAAUGAAAAAAUGAUUUCAAGCAAAAUCAUGAUUUAUUUUUAUAAGAGGGGUUCUCAGUAAUUGCCAUACUUUCUUGAUAAGCUGUUAAGAUGGAGCAUCAAAGGACCGAGUGUUUCACUGGGGGUACUUUUUGUCCAUCAGUUCUAGAAACAUUCUCAUGUGAAAUUUUGCUAUGCUGGUGCCAUUGCUGGGAUAAAUCGUAGAAACUGCUCCAUGGGCCUUCAGUACCGUUUAUAAGCUCUGCCUCACCUUUUAAGUUUACGCCAACAGGAUGAUCCAAAUCACAGCCAUUUUCAAUUCCUGUCAUUUUGCAGCUUGGUUUCUGACAGCUUAGCUGUGCCUGUGAGUAGCUUCAUACAAAGGUUGUUAGUGAGCAGCACACUGGGUAACUUACCUGGAGCCAAACAUCAUAUUAAUUACCAUUUGUUUCUUGCAUACUGGGAAGAGUUUAGGUUUGCAUUCCUUCCAUUGGGAUUCUAUUUCUUAGGAUCUCUUGUUUGAGAUUGCCAGCAGUUUCUGUAUGAAGCAUUUCAACUCAAGUGUGAUUUGGUAUGGCUGUUUCUGUUUUUAAUUCUCUUGGCUUAUUUCCAAGUACUUUCUUAGUAUUAAUUCAGAAAAGCAUUGAGAUUCAGUUGUAAAAGUAGGAUGAUAUCAACUUAAUUAACGUGUAAAGUCUUUCUAGAAUCUCUCUUCUCUUUGUGUCCAGAGCAGCAUUUUAUAAAAUAUAACCACAGAUAGAACAUAUUCUCUACAUCUAUCAACUCCAAUGAUAUAAUCCUGCCAUGACUGUUCGCACCUAUAGCAAAAAGGGAGGGAGAAGGCUUUCUACCUCCCCCCCUGAAGAUACUGCCUAUUAUUCAGUUAAUUCACUUCAUGCAUUCUGCUGUAUGCCCUCUCUAUUUUGGAUUUAAGCUUUUAGAUUUAUUUUUCCUUCUUUAUGCACUUGAAUUUCUUUGUCUUACUUUCCCCAUCCUGUACAUUUUUUGUAUAUCCGUAGUGAGGCCUGACAUCAUGCAUCCCAUCUCCCCUAUCACCAGGAGGAAAUGGAUGUGGUGCUUGUCAGUGUGCUUGUUGACAAGCAACACAAAUGUUUUAUGUAUUUUGGCCAUUUUGAUUUACUGGAAACAUUAAUUUCUUGGAGGGGCUAUUGGAAAAAUUAAUUCCAUAGCUCUCCAAAAUAACUUCUACACCUUGACUGGAAGACAUUUAAGAGCUUUUUUUCUUCUUUCUUGUUCCAUAAAGGCCUGGGUCUCCCUGCUGCAGCUGUUCUGUUUUGAAUGUGUUGCUCCGUUUCCAAGCAGACAUACCCCUCUUUGAAUGGAGUUCACUUUUCUCUGGCUGUUUUUCCAUUUGCUUUCUCUUUAGGAGGUGAAUUUGUCAGCCUACUAUUUUGGUCUCUCAAUUCAGCUACAGCAGUAGAAACUGUGAUCAAAGCUGCAACAGCACUAUGGAGGAGGAAAACCAAAACUCCAUUCUGGAUAACAGAUUUUUAACAGAAUUGCAAGUUCGCAAUUCUUUCUAUCUUUCUAGGGCUUUUGUAGAUGCCUUUUGAUUUCCUCUAUUUUACAGCAGAUCUUUAUUUCAGAUAUCUUUCUUUUUAGUAUUUUAGAGAUGGCAGCCUAAGUCUUUAGGCUCUGUCCUGCUACUUGGCUAAUCCUGCAUCCAUCCUGUAGCAUAGUGGCUGCAUUGUCAGUCACAGAGUCUCCUUGAAAUGUAAAUCUGAGUUCUUUAUUAUGACUUGCAUAAACCCAGGAUCACUUGAAUAAAAUGUUUUGGUUUUUUGUUUGUUUGUUUGUUUUUGUGGGAAGUGUCCUAUAAAGUGGCCUAAACAUGAUUGACAGCAUGUAAGAAAAAAAAAAAAAAUACAGCCAAAAAUUUCAGAUUGUUCGAUUGUUCUGUGGAAGAACUUAAGAUACAGAUACAGACAAUUCAUCUACUGACUAGAAGGAAGAGAUGGAAAGUGAAGAGAGACUUUCUGAACAUGGCAGAAUUCACCCAUAAGCCAGGAAGGAUUGUCUUGAGAUAAUAACAAAAGGUUAUUUCAGCAGCAACAACAAGCCGUGAGUGUGUUUGUCAGCUGACAGAUCUGUUAUCCAAAUUGGGUUUUCUGUUGCUGUCGCCAUCUUGUGUGCUAUGGGAAGCCCACCAGCCAAGAUGAAGAUUUGUCCCAUCUACAUGCUUUCUGUAAGAAUCAUACAAGCCAGGAACAUCAAGUCAAGAGACCUAUGGACAGUUCCACUUUCCUGCCAAAACCUUGCGGGGCAUUGUUAUUCACUGCUUGAUACCAGUCUGAAGUAUUUAGGCCUCUCGGGCUGCAGUAGACGUCUUCAGUCAAGUCCAGACUCCAGCUCUGAAAGACAUCAACUUGGAGAUUUCUUUUCACACCGUUGUCAAGCUUCACAAAUGACUGCAUCAGACUGCUAUGUGCGCUUGUGGCUGCCAUCUGCUUCAAAUGAAAAGCUUCAGACCAAAACUAUCAAGAAUUCGGACAACCCUGUCUGGAAUGAGACUUUCUACUUUAGGAUCCAGAGAGAAGUUGAGAACAUUUUAGAAUUGGCGGUGUGUGACGAAGAUCCACUCACCAAAGAUGACAUGCAGUUCACAGUUCUUUUUAAUAUUGCUAGAGUCAGACCUGGAGAGAGAGUCCGUGAGAAGUUUGCUUUGAAAUCAGAGAAAGAGAGGUGCAUUAAGAAAUGGGAAAGUUUGGAAGUGGAAUUCUGGAUGGAAAAAAUUCCUGGCCCUCCAGAGUAUGUCAUUACCAACGAUGUCCUAGUGUCCCGUGAAGUUUGGUGUUUGGAAGUACAAGUGGACCAUAGUGAAAGCAGGAAAUAUUUGCGAGAGGGUAAGAAUCUUGUGCUUACGGUGCCUGCAUCUCAUGAAGGAACACAGAAAGCUACAGAAGACACAAAUACCUUCUACUUCCAUUGUGUGAAGGCUUGGGAGCCAGUUCUAAAAGCCAGGCUACAGAAAAUUUCUGAUAAGGAAGAUGACACAAACAAUUUAAGUGACGCCUUAACAGUACCACUGAAAUUUCUCCCUGUUGGGCAUAAAGUGAAAGUAACCCUCCCUGUAAGACAUAAUGUGCCACUGCAGUUGUACCUCCAAUUGAAUGACUGCACAGAAAAACUUGAUGUGCGCUUAGGAUACGAUCUGUGCCGAGAAGAGCAGGAAUUCUUGCAAAAAAGGAAGAGAGUGGUUGCCAGUGCCCUGAAAAGGGUUUUUCAUCUGGAAAGAGAUCUACAUGAACAUGAGGUCCCAGUAAUAGCUGUUAUGGCAACAGGCGGAGGCCUCAGAGCAAUGUCAGCUAUGUUUGGCCAUCUCUUAGCUCUUCAGAAGCUAAAUCUGUUGGACUGUGUUACCUAUCUCACUGGGGCUUCUGGCUCAACAUGGACCCUAGCAGACCUGUAUGAACACGCAGAUUGGUCACAAAAGAGUCUGGAGGGGCCACUCAGAGCAGUAAAAGCACAGGUGACAAAAUGCAAGCUAAACCUCAUGUCUAUGGAGCAUCUGAAGUAUUAUCACAAGGAACUUGCUGAAAGGGCAAAAGCAGGACACGUCUCAUCUUUUACAACGCUGUGGUCACUUGUUCAGGAAAUGUUCUUACAUGGACGGCCAAGGAAGUACAAACUCACAGACCAGCGCAGGGCAUUGGAGUAUGGGCAAAACCCAUUGCCUUUCUACGCAGUCCUCAAUGUCAAAGAGGAAAAGUUCAGUACUUUCAAAUUUAGAGAGUGGGCUGAGUUUUCUCCUUAUGAAGUGGCCAUACCAAAGUACGGAGCCUCCAUUCGUUCAGAAUAUUUUGACAGUGAGUUCUUCAUGGGAAGGCGAGUGAAAAAGCUGCCAGAAUCUCGGAUCUGCUAUCUAGAAGGUCUUUGGACAAACAUCUUUACCAGGAAUUUGCUGGAUGGCUUGUACUGGUCCUCAAAUUCAAAUGAAUUCUGGGAGCGAUGGGCCAAAGAUAUGGUAGAUAUAGAGAAACAUUCUCCUGAGGAGGAUACCACUAUCAUUGAGCCUCCAUCUUGUUUGUCGGGGAAGUUGUAUGAAAUGUUUCAGGACAUUAUAACGAAGCGGCCACUACUGGGAAAGUCUCAUAACUUCCUGAGAGGCUUAGAAUUUCAUAAGGAUUAUGUCCACCAGCAAAAAUUUAUUGAAUGGAAAGACACUGUGCUGGACUCGUUCCCUAACAGUCUGACGCCACUGCAGAAAUAUCUUUGCCUGAUAGAUGUUGGCUAUUUCAUUAACACCAGUGGUGCAGCACUUUUCAAGCCAGAGAGGAACGUAGAUGUCAUUAUCUCACUUGAUUAUGGUUUGGGGAAUGCGUUCAAGCAAUUAGAGAUGACAUACAAAUAUUGCAAGAUACAAAAAAUCCCAUUCCCCAAAGUGGAGAUAAGUGAAGAAGAAGCAAAGAACCCAAAGGAAUGUUAUGUGUUUGAAGAUGCAGAGGACCCAAGAGCACCCAUAGUAAUUCAUUUCCCUCUUGUGAAUGACACAUUUAAGGAAUUCAAGGCACCUGGGGAAAAGCGCAGUCUCUCAGAGAUGGAAGAAGGCAAAGUAAAUCUGGAAAACAACUGUUCACCCUAUUACCUCAUUAGGCUAAUCUACUCUCCUGAAAAUUUUGACAAACUUGUGAACCUGAGCAAGUACAACAUCCUCAACAACAGAGACCUGCUCUUUCAGGCACUUCAGAAUGCUGUAGAACGGAAAAUAAGUUGCACGACUUGGAAUCUCCCCAGCCACUCUGGAGCUGGAUAUGCCUAGGCUGGGUUUUCAUUCUUUUCCUCACUGAAGGCUACAACAGUCACAUUACAAUGAACUCAUAACAAUCACAGUCACAUUACAAUGCAUCACAGUGUUCAUGAUUUGCAGGAGACUCAGGAAACCUGUACAUUUCUCAUCUUGCCUUGUUCAAGUUCCUGGCUUUCAAAAGAAUUUAUGCAAUCUUCCUCACCCAAGUUUUCAGACCAUAAGAGCCUCACAGUGUAGUUUUACUUGACAAGAAAUGAGAGUCCUGGUUAGCAGAGAACUUUCAAGAAUUUCCCAAUGCUGUAAAAAAUGGUGGUGGUUAUAGCAAUAGUUCUUUACAUGUGCCUGUUCCCUCAAUCCUGAGCCCAUUAUCAGUGCUUUUUGAAUGAUACAAUUAUUUACAAACCAAGUCCUGGCCAUUUGCAUUCAGUAAUGUCCAGAUUUUCAGCUAGUCUGAGCAGCAAGAAUUUGCACUGAAUUGGUGGGCUCAGCUCUGAAGUCAGGCCAAAGAGUCAUACAUACCUGUUAACAGCAGCCAAUCUGCAGUGCGGACUGUUACAUUUUGUUUGGCUAAUUCCCCUUGCUGAUGUAGAAAUUAUUCCUUUAUUCCAUUCCCCUGCAAAUGUUUGGCACAGAAAUGCUGCUCCAGACUGCCACGAAGGGGGCAGUUACAUUUCAAGAAGAGAAGACAUGAGACUAUGGUUCUUGCUUUCAAGUUUUGGCUAGAGGAAAAAUUCCACUUAAGGCAUGAGUGAUUAUUUUCAUUUAUAUGGGCAGUGCCUGUAUGAAUUAAAAUGUCAAGAGCUUUUGAAAUAAAAAACUCAGGGUGAAUAGUUACCAUAGACACAAGUAACUACAUUUAAUUCAAGAACGAUGACCAAGACCUAAGCUAAUGCUUCUUAUGGAUGCAAGCUGAAUGCAGGAUAAAAUAAGUAAUGUAACAGAGUGCAUAGUUACUGCAUUUUCACAACUAGAUUUUUUUCCUCUUUACAGUCUUUAUCCCUAACAUCACAGGCAAGGUAUUUUUAAUAGGUGCUACACUAAAAUGGAACAGAAAUAAAAAAAAGGAAAUUCUUUUUCACACCUCUUUGCUGGAGGAAAAUACUCAGAAAAGAACACUGCCUGGUUUUCAUUUGCUUGGGAUUAUGGUGAGAAAUACUGCCUUGAUCUAAGAGCCUGGAAUAUUGUUACGGCUCUUCGCAGCAUUAAAAAGAUGGUAGAGAAGGAUACGGAGUGCACGAAACAUAAAUCAGAGAAGUUUCUAGGUUUCAUAGCACUGAAGGAGUUGGGCCUGCUUUUGGCAUAUUUAAUCCAAACGUAGGACGUUCACAGAGGCCCAGGAAACUCUUGCACAUUUCUUCUGUGUUGAUAUCUAGAAUGAGUUGUACUUAAAAUUAAAGAAAGAGAAACAGAUCUGCCUAUUUGGUGCAUGCAGGCAGUAUCUGAGCUCAGAGGAGAACACCCACAAAAAGUUUCAUUGCCUGAGCCCUGCUCCUACAAAAUGCUGUCUUCUGUUGCAAGUAAAGGCAGUAAAUAAGCCUCCGCAGUACUCCUUGUAUGGGGCUUACUUGUUGAGUUGAGGAGCACUAUAAGAAGAAAGAAUUAAUCAGAUAUGGCUGCAAGAAAGACAGAAAGAGCUGUUUCGAGUUGAUUUGAAAACUAAGAUGACAGCAGGAGGGGUAUCUCAAAAAACAAAGUCUUACCAGUAGGAUCUGUGACCUUCAUGUAGGAGAAUAUGUCCUGGUGCAGUAUGCCCUAGUGCAGGCAAAUGCACACAGGAGCAGAGGCGGCUGUAUGCUGUUUUACCUCAUCCACCUAAUUUUUACAUGCUGCUAAAAAACCCAUUUUGUUCAUGGGUACAAUGAGUGACCCCUAACACCCAGGGAUCUUGACAGCAUGUAGCCAGCAGUGACACACCUUGAAUGCACUGAGAAAACGGGCUCUGUGUGCUUCACCUACCUGUAACUGGGGCAUGGUUUGUGCCUGCACAGUGCUGCUAAUGCACACAGAGAUGCCUGCUAAAAUGUGAAAGAAAUGGGAAAAAAAGCACAAACCCAGAGUGCCCAGAUAACCCAUGGGAGUCAGUGGGGAACGGGUUCUCUGAGGGACUGUUAAACCCUAUGGUAGGAUGAAGGAGGUCAAGGUGGGGUGGGGGGUGUGAAGAUGUGCUGAUGGUCCCUUUGCCAUGGAACUGUCACCCAUGAUCCUGCACUGCACACUGGGCCAGGGCUGCUGGUUACUCUCACAGCCAAACACUGUGCUAAGUGCCCCAGAGCCUCCUUGGCAUCCCGUGUGGUAGCCCUGUAGCAUUAGAAGACAAUACCUAAGUUUUAAAUGCUUUCUGUUGCAUUUCAAAGCCUGUAAUUAUGUGAGGGCUGCACCACUGCCUAUAAGAAGGUGGCGUUAGUUUCUUUUUGUUGUGUGAAGCCGAGGGAGCUUGUUGUUGGUCUGACAGUGUGGCAGAAAGCCUUGGAGGGUGUUUGUGGGGGUGAAGUGUGGCGGGACUGGGACCUGCGGGCUCACCCACAGCUUGCUGGGGGAAUGGUGGCUGGCACGUGCUGUCCUCACUACAGCUGGGUUGUGUUUUAAGACAUGCUCAGUCAAACAGCCUGAACCCACAGAACCAGAAAGUGUACUUACAGUGCUUGAUGUGCAGCUGGUUAGUGUGUCCUGUGCUCAGGUCUGCUCCUUGAUCCUGCUCUUCUUUCUAGUGGACACAAGUCUAAAGGAAAGGACCACUGAAAUGUUGUGUGCUUGUUCCUCAUCCCCGUGUGUUGCUUAUGGACAGGUCCGUGCCUGCCAUUGUGGAGUUAUGUUUGUUUAACUGUUGAAAAUGAAUUCACGCCUGCAAUGUGCCCAUCCAAAAUGCAACCCAGGUCACAGCUCUCAGAUGAACAUUCAGCUGGAAUGCCCCCAGAAACACAGAGCUUGCUAUCUGCUGCUGAACACAGAGGAAAAAAUGUUUGUUCUUACAACUCUUAGCUGUAGCUGUAUAGAAAUUGCUUAUAUCUAUUAACUGCUUAAUAAUACAACCAUUAAAACAUAAUGUUGCAAAAGA
Molecule: messenger RNA, 16485 nt
Organism: Lagopus muta (rock ptarmigan)
Lineage: Eukaryota; Metazoa; Chordata; Aves; Galliformes; Phasianidae
Product: cytosolic phospholipase A2 beta-like
Exons: 24
Coding region: 10818-13442 (874 amino acids)
Biological process (GO): glycerophospholipid catabolic process
Cellular component (GO): cytosol
Molecular function (GO): calcium-dependent phospholipid binding; calcium ion binding
Source: RefSeq, a predicted model, not a curated record